This is a messenger RNA of Ipomoea nil (Japanese morning glory), 1025 nucleotides long. RefSeq lists its product as uncharacterized. Gene Ontology annotation, cellular component: Cul4-RING E3 ubiquitin ligase complex. The transcript is spliced from 6 exons. The coding region runs from base 191 to 736 and encodes 181 amino acids. NCBI's taxonomy places the organism in Eukaryota, Viridiplantae, Streptophyta, Magnoliopsida, Solanales, Convolvulaceae. The record is from RefSeq and is a predicted model, not a curated record. Gene Ontology annotation, biological process: positive regulation of proteasomal ubiquitin-dependent protein catabolic process.
AAACCUGACAAACCUUCACCCCGGCCCGUGUUCGAGCUACAUCGGCUGUCUUCUUCAGUUUUUCCCUUCCAUCGUCUCCUUCUCCUCCACUCGGUUGGUAUUCUGCAUAAAUUGCUCUAAAUUCUCUGUGCGUAGCCGUAGCCGUAGCGGGUGCGAAGUGAGAACAGAACCAAAUUAGCGCGUCGGAGACAUGGGGGAGGGCGAGUGUGGAUCGUCAACUCCGCCCAAUUCGAAGCAUGCAACAACGGCUUCUGAUAUCGGCGGCGGUGGAACGGCAGCUAAAUUCCUCGCAAACCUCCCUUCUCGCGGCCUCUUUUCCUCCACCGUGCUUUCAUCCAAUCCGGGUGGAAUGCGGGUUUAUAUUUGUGAUCAUGACACAUCACCUCCAGAGGACCAGCUCAUUAAGACAGACCAGAUGAACAUCUUAAUUAGAUCUCUCAUGCUUAAAAAGCAGAAGGCUGAAUCUGGUUCAAAAGAUGGGAAAAGUAUUCCUACGAGUGAAAGUUCAAGAAAAAGAUGUGCGGAAAGAGCACUGGAUGGUAGAGCAUCAGCGAAGAAGGCUGCAAGCAGCAGUCAAGCCGCUUCUCGCCAGGAAGGAACUAAAAACCGUAUGCCUGAACGAGAUUACCACAGCAUGACAGUGGAGAGACUCCGUGCACUCUUGAAGGAGAAGGGCCUUUCCCCGAGAGGAAAAAAGGAUGAAUUGAUUGCCCGUUUGAAGGAGUCCCUUGAAUAAUGUACUCAUCAGAAACUCGGGGAGGCUAAGUUUCCCUUCCCGACCCAUCUGUAAAGCUGUCUGGCGCUAGGAAAAACUGGUUGUAUGAACUUCUAAUGUAACUUUAAGAUGGAGCGACUUUGAACUAAUAUAGAACUAUGUAGUUUUUUGCUACUAAACCUUGUAUCUUCUAUGUAUUGUUUGGUCUUUGGUGUGCCAUUGCAUAUUUCCAGUAUUAAUUUUGGUCAGGUUGUACUGAACUAGUGAAACUUCAGUUAUUAAAAUGUUUAAUAGUGUGCAUGGUACAACA